AUGAUUACACGAACCAAGACCGGUUGCAUCUCCUGCAGAAUCCGUCGCGUCAAAUGCGACGAAACCAAACCUCAAUGUCUUCGAUGUCAAUCCGCCAAAAGAACAUGCGAUGGCUAUCUCUCCCCUGACAAAAAGAUGUCGCGUCGCCAACUACUGGACGCUCUGAGCAAUUCUUCCAUUGUCGGACCAGCCUCAGAGGUCCUGGCUGCCAAUGACAAAUGCCUGCCUUUAUUGCCUGGACCCAGCCCACCGUUCACAGGCCAACAAGCAUCAUCUUCGGCGUCAUCAUCACCUCAAGACGUCAAAUACUUUGACCAUUUUCGCCGCGCUACAGCACCUAACACAGACGCGUUCAUCCCUUCUAUGUUCUGGGGUCAGGAUCUUUUACAGCUUGCGCAUGACGAACCUGCCAUGUGGCACGCGACCCUCGCUGUUGGAGCCCUACAUCGGAGAUGGGAGCUCAAUUCUCCAGGGGAGGAAAUGGACACCUUGAUUCGCCAUGCGACCGUCCACUACGGCAAGGCUAUGGCGUUGGCCAGUACUUUGGAUUCACGUAACAAAGUGCUCGCCUUGGGUCUGCCCCUCAUCGCUGCAGCCAAUAUGCUUGGUCUUUGGUCCGAGUCUCACAUGCACAUCCUGUCCAGUUUUCGGAUAAUGGCUGAGGCCCAGUCAUCGGCAUUUGAUGAUGUGGAGAAACGGAUUGCCGCGACAUUGACACGGAUGGACAUGCAAUCAUUUACUUUGAGUGAUUCCGCCUCACCGUAUCCUUUCGCCCAGUCAGCCGCCGUACGAGGAAUCAACCAGGUGUUAGGUGACGGUCUAUUUCAUUCUUAUUCCCAAGCUGCAUCUACAUUAUUCGAUAUUAUACGGCAGCUCAUGGUUAAUGAUCGAAAUUACUGGGACGGCGGCAUGGACGACGUGAGCUAUCGUGCUGUUAAUGAUCAAGUGCGACUGGAUCUGGAGCACUUUGAACGCAUGAUGACCAAGUUUGAAGCCCGUCGUCAUGAUUUCCUAGACGAGCAUGCAGCCAUUUCUAUUCGAGUCUAUCAUGCCUGGCUACGAUUCAUAUUUAGAACAAAGCUAUCUGGACCGGAAGUGCGGCACGACGACUGCUUGGGAUACUUUCAACUCAUCGCGACACUUGUACACAUUUUUGUCGAGAGAAGAGGAGGAAAUAACGCCAACGAAGCGGAAUCUCUUCAACUCAGUCUUGAGCCUGCGGUAGUACUGCCUCUAUUUGAUGCUGCCAAAAGAUGUAGACAUCCUGCGUUGAGGCGCCAUAUUCUAAAUCUCAUGAAAAGAAUGAAUCGCCACGAAGGCAUGUGGAGGAGUGAUGGUGCUGCUGUAGCUAUUUCCAGUCUUAUGUAUGUGGAAGAGGAGGGACUGAGAGAGGGAUAUGAGAGUAUUGGUUCUCUGUGUGAAAAUCAUAUUUUGAAGAAGAGAGUGCAGACUGAUUCAUUGUCUAUUCCGUGGAGAGCUUGGUCUUUGGCGGACUUUUCACCAUCUACAUGCUAUUCCUGGAAUGGUAUCGAUCGCAUCCCAGAGAAGCAAAGAGUCAGUACUGUCAUGAUGGCGAAUCAACUUGACUCGAGGGAGUUGAAUUUGCAGCUUGUCAUGAGUGGAUUUGAUCCCGAGAAGCCUUUGGUUGCGAUGAAAUCAUUGACGGUGACGUUUUAG
This is a messenger RNA of Clonostachys byssicola, 1677 nucleotides long. The record is from the annotation of a GenBank genome assembly. NCBI's taxonomy places the organism in Eukaryota, Fungi, Ascomycota, Sordariomycetes, Hypocreales, Bionectriaceae.